Messenger RNA from Lycium barbarum (goji berry), 1143 nucleotides. Its product is annotated as putative RING-H2 finger protein ATL21A. Gene Ontology annotation, molecular function: polysaccharide binding. Lineage: Eukaryota; Viridiplantae; Streptophyta; Magnoliopsida; Solanales; Solanaceae. The record is from RefSeq and is a predicted model, not a curated record. The transcript is spliced from 2 exons. Bases 13 to 1143 code for a protein of 376 amino acids.
UUCUUGAAACAUAUGGACAAUUUGCUAAUCUUCUUUGUCUCUUUUCUUCUCUUUUCAUCUAUCUAUGCAAAACAUGAUUGCCCCCUGGAUUCCAUCUGUGGAAAUAAUCGCUUUGACAUACGAUUUCCUUUUGGAUUAGAAGGCCCAGAAAAUAAUCAGCACUGUACAUAUCCCGGUUUCAAUCUUAAAUGCAACAAUCAAGGCAGAGCAAUUCUAAAUCUUCCAGGUGCAGGGGAUUUUUAUGUACGCGAUAUCGACUACCUCACACAAGAAAUUCAACUCUACGAUCCAUCUAAUUGCCUCCCAAAAUGGCUUAUAAAUUUUCAAUUUCCUCCUUCGUCUAACUUCAAGGCUGUAUUUUAUCGGAAUUAUACUUUCUUGACUUGUUCCACAGAUUUGGUCACGUCAAAAUUCAGUGUUAUUGGUUGUAUGAGUAAUUCUACUAUUUCUACUUUGGCUACUUCGUCAAUGAGUCUUGCAAACCAAAUGAAAAGUUUGUAUAACUGCAGUGUACUGAAUAGCACUUUGCCUGUUCCUGUUUCGUGGACUCCUAAAUAUGAGGCAGUUUUUUCAAGUGACCUUAAUAAUGAUCUUGUGUUAACAUGGGAUGAACCGAAUUGUCAAGAUUGUGAAGCGAAACGAGAUUUUUGUGGGUUUAAGAAUGCAACUUCUAGAGAAAUUCAAUGCUUUGAUGUUCCUGGAACAGGCAAUGCAAAAGGUAUACAAAUUUUCAGAAUUGUUGCACUAUCCUUAGUGAUACCAGCCCUCACAUGUUCAAUGGCUGUGACAUGUUACAUCUGCUAUGAGAAAAGCCGAGACAGCCGCCAAGCGGCGGCUGCUCUCCAGAACACUACUGGCGGAGCAGCCAUAGCACCACAACCGGAAACGACGAAUGGGCUCGACGAUUCGACGAUCGAAUCGUACACGAAAGUUGUCUUAGGAGAAAGUCGGAGAGUUCCAGGGCCAAAUCACGGAACAUGUCCAAUAUGUUUGGGAGAGUAUCAUGCAAAAGAGAUAGUGAGAAGCAUACCUGAGUGUGAACAUUGCUUCCAUGCUGAAUGCAUUGAUGAAUGGUUAAAGAUUAAUGGUACUUGUCCUGUUUGUAGAAAUACUCCUUCUCCUGCUCAUGUUAAUUCUUCAUAA